CCUUUUGUUUAUUUAUAGGAAAGAAGCGAAAUAUAUCUGGUUUUGUUUUCUUUCCACCUGCUAAUAUUAGCUGUGGACCAUGCUAAAAGAGGGUUUGUGUACCAGGGGAUUCUCCCUCUCUCAGGAAUGACCAUACAAGAAGUAAACAACAGUGAAAAUGUUUCAAACGUGUUUGAAAUUACAGCUCCAAUGGUUGAGCCUAAGAUGGUCAUCUGCACCAGUCCUACAGAGCGGAGGUUCUGGGUUGAUAACAUCAGGGACCGGGUGCAGAAAUCCAUGACGCAGCACAUGGUGCCCUUUCAGAGUGUUUUAUCCUGUUUGAUGCCUUUUGAUGUGAAGUGGAAGAAGAAUGAGCUGGAGAAGCAUUUGCUGCUCAAUCCAAUAUUGAACUGGGAGGGAACUCCAAUCCAACACCUGGGAAACAUACAAUCUAUAUCUAUGGUUGCUGUCACCAACUCAAACCAGGAGGGAAAUCAAACAAGACUUCUGGUGCUGUUUCCCAGUGAGCUAGUUAUACUGUCCUUUGACUUUCAAAGAGCCAACAUCCUUUACCAGGUAUAGUUUUUGAUAAUGUAACAUCAUCAGAACUAAUCAAUUAUGAAUGUUCUACUUCAAAACAUACGUGUAUUCAAACACCAGAGGGUGCCAAGCGUACAGAUCUUCACAUUUUCUUUUUCACGCUAGUGUGCUUUAAAAUCAUAUUGACUGGCUGGGAUGCAUCAAGUUUGAAACACAAAAUACCGAUACAUUAACUGCGCUGUGCUUGCCCCUUUGUUACAAUUUUUAAUGCUAGUGCUUAAAUAUGUUGUUAACGUACAGAGUUGU
This is a messenger RNA of Polyodon spathula (Mississippi paddlefish), 825 nucleotides long. Its product is annotated as rho guanine nucleotide exchange factor 7-like. The transcript has 5 exons. The coding region runs from base 127 to 561 and encodes 144 amino acids. The record is from RefSeq and is a predicted model, not a curated record. Lineage: Eukaryota; Metazoa; Chordata; Actinopteri; Acipenseriformes; Polyodontidae.